Molecule: messenger RNA, 2141 nt
Organism: Lemur catta (Ring-tailed lemur)
Lineage: Eukaryota; Metazoa; Chordata; Mammalia; Primates; Lemuridae
Product: cancer-associated gene 1 protein-like
Exons: 8
Source: RefSeq, a predicted model, not a curated record
AAUUAGAAAGCAUGUCAGAAUCGGAUGCCUUGAAUGUCAGCAGUCUUUUUCCAGGUUUAACUCUCUCGAAAUCUCCCAUCGGUAUAGAAACCAGCACUAUCACUUCUGACUCGCUUCAGAGCGAAAUAAAGAAUUUAAAAAGGGAAGAUGACCGUAAUUCCAUACUUGCUGAAGAUGUUUAUAAUUUGUUAGGUGAUAACGACAUUGAAAAUUACUCACAGAAGGUACUAAUUCAGCCAGUUGACACUACUAGCAUUUCUUCCUUGAUACAAUUUGAACGUAGCUGCCAGUUUCACUGGACAGAAGCAUUUAAUGAUGAAAUGACAGAGAAGACAGAAUUGCAAAGCCAUGUGUAUUAUUAUGCAAAAGACACCAUUAUGAAGCAAGAUUCCUUUAAUGAAGAAAAUCCAAUGGAAGCUAGCAUUUCUACAAAUAAAGACAGACUUGCUAAGGAGUGUGUUAGACAGCCUCCUGAAAGCCCACCUCUACUCCACUGUGGUGAAGAGACACUGGAAUUCACAGAAAACUCACUGGCUAACAGUGCUUUCAAGGAAUCUGCCCUCACCCCUAGUCAACCUCAACGCUUCUUCUAUAAGGAAAGUGUACCUUCAAAAGAAAUACAGAAUUCUGGGGAGAUUCCUGAGAUGUCGGUCAGUUACCAAAAUGAAGUUACAGCGGAGGGUGUGGAGAGGCCGGGCAUUGUCUCAAGUUGGUCUCCAGCAGGCAUCUCCUGGAGUAGUGGAACAUCUCAGGAGAACUGCAGGACACCUGACAUGGAGGAAAGCUUUGAAAGCUUACAACCUCGCGAAGAGGACGUGGCUUUAAAUGAAGUCUUAUGGAAAUUAAAACAUACUAACAGGCAGCAGCAAGAACAAAUCCAAGACCUCCAGUGUAGUAACCUGUAUUUAGAGAAGAAGGUUAAAGAACUACAGUUGAAGAUGACCAAACAGCAAGUAUUCGUUGACAUGAUAAGUAAGCUAAAGGAGAAUGUUGAAGAAUUAAUUGAAGACAAAUACAAAGUAAUCCUUGAGAAGCAUGAUAUUAAAAAGACAUUGCAGAAUUUGCAAGAGAUUUUAGCUAACACCCAAAAACAUCUUCAGGAAUCUAGAAAUGAGAAGCAAGCCUUACACCUUGAAUGUAAGAAGACAAAGGCCAAUUAUAUGCAUUUACAGGAAAGGUACAUGACUGAAAUGCAACAAAAAAAUAAAUCUGUGAGUGAGUGCUUAGAGAUGGACAAAACCUUAAGUGAGAAAGAAAAAGAGAUAGAGAUGCUGCACCGACUCAAAAGAAAAUUGGAAAGGGCCACAGCUUCUGCUUUGGACUUGUUGAAAAGGGAAAAAGAGACCUGAGAACAAGAGUUUUUUUCUUUACAGGAGGAAUUCCAGAAACGUGAAAAGGAAAACCUGGAAGAAAGAAAGAAACUGAAAUCUGGACAUGAGAAAUUGCUCGCUGAAGUUAAAAAUUUGCAUUUUGUAUCUGAAAAUGAAAGGGCUAAGAAUGCAAAACUUCAGCAGCACAUCAACGAAGUAGAAAAUGAAAACGCAAAACUUAAGCAGCAGGUUGCAAGAAGUGAGGAGCAAAGUUGUGUCCCAAAAUUUGAGAGAGCUCAGUUAAAGGAGCAAUUAGAGGAAGUGAUGGAGUCAGAUAUUGCCAAGGAUACAAAGAUGAUAAAUUCUAACCUGUUCCUGAAUUGCCCACCUUGUGAAGAAGAGGGCCUGAAUUCCCCAGAUAUGAAGAGAACUUCUCAGCUGGCCUCCAAAAUGCACAGUCUUCUGCCUCUGAUGGUAGGACUUUUCACAUGCCAAGACAUCACCAAUCCUGAUGCUGAACAUUUAAGAGAGGGUGAGAAUGUUAGUGAUAUAAUGCUGCAAAAAUUGAAGAGCUUUCAUCUUAAAAAGAAAAUUUUAGAUAAAGAGGUCACAGACUUUGAUUAAGAUGAAGCCAAGAAUGUCAGAGAUGUACCUAUCUUAUUGGGAGUCAAACUGGACAAGUACCACAACCUUAAUGAGGAGCUUGCUUUCUUGGAGUGGUUGCAUUUGGGGAAUGGAAUUGUUAAACUUGAUGUCUUAGAGAGUAUGCUGUCCCUGGGUGGUGGGGGGAGGGGAGGAGGAAGUAUGCAGAGAAGGGUUCUGCGCCAGUGA